Messenger RNA from Vanessa atalanta (red admiral), 701 nucleotides. Its product is annotated as hepatocyte nuclear factor 3-beta-like. NCBI's taxonomy places the organism in Eukaryota, Metazoa, Arthropoda, Insecta, Lepidoptera, Nymphalidae. Gene Ontology annotation, cellular component: nucleus. The coding region runs from base 4 to 654 and encodes 216 amino acids. Gene Ontology annotation, biological process: regulation of DNA-templated transcription. The record is from RefSeq and is a predicted model, not a curated record. The transcript is spliced from 4 exons. Gene Ontology annotation, molecular function: cis-regulatory region sequence-specific DNA binding; DNA-binding transcription factor activity.
GUCAUGGCAAGCAAAACGGUUAGCGAUAAAGCGAAAUGGCGUAGAAGGAAAGGUUCUAAAACCGUUUACGAAGACAACGACUGCGCGAGCCUAGCCUGGCUCCUCAAUUUUAGACUGGACGAGUUCGUCAACGUGAAAGUUCCUGAUGAUGAGCAGGAAGAGCCAAAAGUCGCAGCUGAUAGUCCGCCGGCUGCGAAGAAACCGCCGUAUACUUAUCCAGAAUUAAUCGAAAGAGCCUUAAGAGAAAAUGGCGAAUUGACGGUAUCUGCAAUAUACCAAUGGAUCUCUGAUCGCUUCCCUUACUACAAAGCGAAUGAUGAACGCUGGAAAAACUCUGUUCGGCACAAUCUGUCAAUCAAUCCUCAUUUUCGGAAAGGAGCACGGGCUUCUCAAGGCGCUGGCCACCUUUGGUCGCUGGCGGCUAACGCUAUCGACUUGUUACCAUUGAGAAAUCAGUUUGUAGAGACUGAGAAGACUGAGGAAGUCCAGGAGGCACAAAUUAUUGAGUGCCCAAAAGUCAUAGUUUUAGAUGAAGCUGCAAUAGCUGCCGCUAGUAUCAUUCCAGAUCAAGAUUUAUUCACAGGUAACACAAUGUUCCUAAAUCCAGUGUCAACGGAGCAGGUGGUUCGUGAGUGUGGUCUCAUCACCAUGUGAUUAAGUAUGGGACAACUUAGUGUAAUUAUAAAGCAUUUAGAAAUAAA